GAAUUUCACACCAAAAAAUAUCAAUCUCAAAAAUCUACCACGAUGAGAAACGUUCCUACUAUCUGCUGGUCAAAGGUGCCACCUCAAACUCAUCGCCGUUUCGGAGAUUUGCCACUUGAAAUCAUAUACAAUGUGAUGGAGUUACUUGGCCCGGAGGGCUCAAUCUGUCUUGGCUUAUCUUGUCCUGAGCUUCACGCUGCAUAUAAGGGCUUAUAUUCAUCAAAGAUAUCUCUACGAAGCCUGGUCGAUACAACCCUUCCUUUUCGGUUGUACCCAGUCACUGAGGUCGACAUGUCUGAAUUGUACCCACCGGUAGAAUUGUACAAGCUAAUCGAAGGCUGGAAGGGGAUGAAAGAUCGAUAUUUCUUCUGGGAGAAUGAUCUAUGUUGGAAGAGUGAAAGCGCAAUGUUUCCUACGAGUAACACACCAGUAUUAAAUGGACCUUCGACAGGUGUACCAGAUCGGUUCCUCCUCGCGUCCUUGUACGCAAACAAUAUCCAAGAUAUGAAGAUCUUACAAGAAAGAUAUCAGUAUUAUAAAUAUACACGUGGUGAUUGUACGUCAGAAGAUCUAGACGAGGACGAUCCAGUUCAUUCGGGUCCAAAGGGAGCAACUUUACUCCUCCAAGCGAGUCGAAUCCCCUCUCCCUUCAACAUGGGGAUUGAAUGGGACAGAAAAUCCAAGCAAAUAAUAAUGGAGAGCAUCAAUUUGGCACCAUGCACACUCUAUUGGCAAUUAUACUGGAAAUCUACCAAUAUAUGGCAACGGAAUGCUUUGUAUUUUGGCAAGAAAUGGAAUUCCGCUGAGGCUGUGGAAGAAGCUCUGAGCCACUACUCUGAGUGGAUAGAAAUGACGGGAUGUUGAAGAGAAGCGAGACGCAUACAGGGGCAAUGAGCGUGGCUCUGGGA
Molecule: messenger RNA, 908 nt
Organism: Botrytis cinerea B05.10
Lineage: Eukaryota; Fungi; Ascomycota; Leotiomycetes; Helotiales; Sclerotiniaceae
Exons: 2
Coding region: 43-864 (273 amino acids)
Source: RefSeq, a predicted model, not a curated record